ACGCAUGUAUUCAUUACACCCUCCCCCCCUAACACACACACACACAAACACGGUCGUUCCAUCAUUCUGUGACGACUGGAGUGCGGCAUCACAAGAGUGUUAUAGCCUGAGUACUCGUCAAUAUGGCAUUGGCGGUGCGUCUACUCAACGUUGCUGCGCUGAUUUGUGUUUUAUCCUUCAAUACAGGGGAUUGUUACAGAAGUACAAGUAAAGAUAAACAGUAUGAAAAGCUCGAUGCAAAGAUUGACAGAGUCGGAAACGAAGUGGAAAAGAUUGGGAGCCAAGUAGAAGCACUUCUCAAACAUGAAUUGGGCCACCCUUCUACUACAACUUGGAAUCCGUUGACGUUCGUCAGUGCAAACAGAAACCAUAGUUCCGAGGGUACCACUUUCACGGUGGUCUAUACAUCAAACAAUAAAUAUGCGUCUGUACACGCCAAGUGGAAAAUCACAACAAAUGAUUCUAAGACCGGAGGAGACAGCCACGUGCUCUAUUUGAACACCUUUGAGGAUAGUGAUAGUUCGGAUAACGAGCUUUCAGCAAGUAUCACAUUAAAAGACAGAGGUCUUCUGGAGCUCAUUGUCACGUCAGGAAGUUAUGAGGCGAGAUUGUCCCUGGACAAUCUCAACACCAAAAGCCUUCACCAGCACAGAAUCCCCGUCUACCAGUUUGCUGUGAUCAGCCCUAACCCACUGCUGUACUGGGGGAAAGAGGAUCCUGUGAUAGAGGUUAAGGUUCAAGGACCCAUGCGUCACGAAGCGCUCUCCAGUAUGAGCCUGAAUAUUCAAUACGAGAGCGAAGCUGAAGAUGAAAGCGAAAUCUCAGAAAGAAGAUGCGAUGUGAGACAUGAGAACCGAUUUGCAAUGUGCUCUUCAUUUGUGAAAAAGGAAUAUUGGAACUCUUUGGAUGCCGCCAUUGUGAUGAACUCUAAGCUCCAACCAAUUGGCAUGACUACUAUCAGCUCAAACAAGGAAGAGCAUGGUCAAGUAGUGACCAAUGUACGGCUCUCGAAAGUCAUUGAGGUACGUCCAGGAGAUCUCUCAGAACCGUACCCCGAUGGUGUGCAGAGAAUAACACUAUCUACUUCAGGUUGUGAGUAUUUCAGCGACACAUGCAACGUCACGUGCAAGUUCUACGGGCGUGGUUUUCAAGCACGAAGAAUGAUCAGGUCAAAUGUCGAAGAUCCCGAGGGAGUUCUGCGUCCUGAGACAUAUGAAGAGUCCUUGACAAGUGUGACGUAUGUGGCUAAAAUGAACGUUCCAGAUAUACUCUCUGGAGUUAAAGAAGAUAACAUUACGUGCAUGGUCGUCCCCUCAAACAAAUAUGAAAUUUUAUCCAGGACAGCAACCAUCGUAUAUAAGGAAACAGCAAAGUUUAAUGAAACAGACAGCUAUAUUCAACUGAAUGAAAGCCUCAUCGUACUUGUGUGCACAAUAAUGGCUCACCCUCUACCCACCGUUCAUGCAUUGUUGUACGUCACCAAAGACAAUGUAAUAAUUGACAGUCCUUCUGUUCUCAAUGUAACAGUCGUGAAAGAAAACAAUGUCACGGAGAAGCAUGUGUACCUGUAUGAAAAUGACUAUGGCCGGGAUAUUGAUCUCUAUGGGGUUUGCCGAGCUUGGGAUGCUACUGGUCCAGUCGCAUCUACAGAGGUGCGCGCUGUGUAUGUCAUCACCGAAGACGCGCAAGUGCAGUACGGCGAAGGCUCAGACAAUGACGACGCUUGAUUAACACUUUAAGGUCGAAGUGUAUUACAAAGUUCUAUCUGGCAUUUUUUGCAGUUUUGAGUUACUAAAAGCAUGAGGUCAGAAACCAAUUAAUUUUCUAUCUGCUCUUUUUUUCAGAGUCGUUAUCAAGAUACUCAAAAAAUUGCAUUCGGAAAAGCUUAACCGUUUAGUGAAACUCUAAAUGUUUUACUUCUAACUUCUCAUUACUAAGUACUGAACAAAUAGAACUUUGUAAUUCUAGGGUAGCGAUACGUCCGAUCAACAUUAAAGCUAAGACAAUGUUGCAAGCACAUUUCAAAGCUCCAGGCACUGAUCAGAAACACAAAUGUGCACAUUAUAUCGUUUGCAUGGUGUUGCAUUUUAAGUUUCAAGUGAAGAAAAAAAUUGUAAAAUCUGUGUAGGAAUAACAAUUUUAUGUUUCAUUUUUAAAGUACACCCAAAUUAGUACGUCUACAAUGGUUGUCAGUUACGACAAUGGAGGUCCUCAGUAAAUUAACCCCUUGGUGGCGUGCAUUCUGGUCAUUCCGCAAGUCUUGGAGACGUGAUGGUUUGGGACAUUUUCAACACGACUUUGUUAUUCAUAAAGGUGCUUUUAAAAAUUGGUUUCUUUUUCCAAAAACUUCAAAGCAGCAGGUAACAAAGUGCAUUGUGAAACAUAUAGCUUUCUGUUUCUCAUUAAAUGAGAAUUUGUGUUUUACUCACGGUUGCAAAUGUGCUUCAACUUUGCCUUUGGUCUGCCGCUGAUCGGACAUACAUGUCUGCUACGCUCUUAAGGAGUUAAUAAAAAGUACCAGUAGUAUAUUAAGCUUACCCACAGAGAUUAACAAAACAAAGACAAAUUAUGCGUGUCUGCUUAGGACAGCACUCUUAAAAAAUUAAGGUUUAUUGGACAGGUUUACUGCCUGUGCUAAUCUGUGACUUUGCAGAAUGAUUUUUCUUUAACUGUGAAUGUUAUGCUUUUGUAUUUUUGGAGGACGUACCGCUGGGUUUACAGACAACAAAAUUAUUCAAUAUUUGAGUUUGCCUAUGUAACAGUGACUUCCGGUUCAGGAGUUUCGUUUCCAUAGCAACAGCAGAUAUACGGAAAGUGAAAGGAAGAAAAUGUAACAAACGUUUUUAGAUGAAAGGUGAAUUUCCCUUGAAUUUUAUUUUUCUCCAUACUCCCUGCGUGUUUUUCUUUAAUGACUAACAUGCUACAAAAUGCCUCAAAUUUAAUCCCAUUAAUUUUGUCAAUUUUGCCUCGACUUAAUGUCGUCGCUGAGAAUAGUCACCUCGGUUUUUGUCCAGUGUCCUGAAUUGGUGCCGAAUAUUGGUCAGUCGUAAAAGUAUGUGUUAGAUCUAUUUGCAGUAGUUUCUGUUGGAGUAAGUUUGUUCAGAAAAACGAAAAGAGUCACUUUUUUAUCGUUU
Molecule: messenger RNA, 3134 nt
Organism: Aplysia californica (California sea hare)
Lineage: Eukaryota; Metazoa; Mollusca; Gastropoda; Aplysiida; Aplysiidae
Exons: 3
Coding region: 123-1727 (534 amino acids)
Source: RefSeq, a predicted model, not a curated record